Molecule: messenger RNA, 3801 nt
Organism: Mus pahari (shrew mouse)
Lineage: Eukaryota; Metazoa; Chordata; Mammalia; Rodentia; Muridae
Gene: Nlgn3
Product: neuroligin 3
Exons: 8
Coding region: 316-2853 (845 amino acids)
Biological process (GO): synaptic vesicle endocytosis; presynaptic membrane assembly; postsynaptic membrane assembly
Cellular component (GO): synapse; postsynaptic specialization membrane; cell surface
Molecular function (GO): neurexin family protein binding; signaling receptor activity
Source: RefSeq, a predicted model, not a curated record
GCAGCCAGGCUGCCGGAGAGCUGAUCUCGGAGAUUCGGGUGCGGAGCCCUUGGCCUGGAGGCGAUAUGGGUGGUCCGUGGCCUGGUUCAGUCGUUUGCAGCCGCCUAGGGAACAGGCCUGUCUGGCCCUAAGGGAGCCCUCUUUCGAAGUGGUGGUGCUCAGAAGACCUGCUCUCUACGUUGCUGGGGCACCUGUAGGUGUCCCUCGAGAGCUCAGUUUUGAGGUUCAAGUCAGUGUGGCCAUGAAGGGGCUGCCUAUUGGGCUGAUGCUGUGACCCCGGAGUCUUCCUCUCCUGCCAGUCCCCCUGCCCGGAACAUGUGGCUGCAGCCCUCGUUGUCCCUGAGCCCCACGCCCACAGUUGGCCGGAGCCUGUGCCUCACCCUGGGCUUCCUCAGUUUGGUGCUGAGGGCCAGUACCCAGGCCCCGGCACCCACAGUCAAUACUCACUUUGGGAAGCUAAGGGGUGCCAGAGUACCAUUGCCCAGUGAAAUCCUGGGUCCUGUGGACCAAUACCUGGGGGUACCCUACGCAGCUCCCCCGAUCGGCGAGAAACGUUUCCUGCCCCCUGAACCACCCCCAUCCUGGUCGGGCAUCCGGAACGCCACACACUUUCCCCCAGUGUGCCCCCAGAACAUCCACACAGCUGUGCCCGAAGUCAUGCUGCCAGUCUGGUUCACUGCCAACUUGGAUAUCGUCGCCACUUAUAUCCAGGAGCCCAACGAAGAUUGCCUCUAUCUGAAUGUGUAUGUGCCCACGGAAGAUGUAAAGCGGAUUUCCAAGGAAUGCGCCCGAAAGCCCAACAAGAAAAUUUGUAGGAAAGGAGGAUCCGGCGCUAAGAAACAGGGCGAGGACUUAGCGGAUAAUGACGGGGAUGAAGAUGAAGACAUCCGAGACAGUGGUGCUAAACCUGUCAUGGUCUACAUCCACGGAGGCUCUUACAUGGAAGGAACAGGCAACAUGAUUGAUGGCAGUGUUCUUGCAAGUUACGGCAACGUCAUCGUCAUCACCCUCAACUAUCGGGUCGGGGUGCUAGGUUUCCUGAGCACUGGGGAUCAGGCUGCCAAGGGCAACUAUGGGCUCCUUGAUCAAAUCCAGGCCCUUCGCUGGGUGAGUGAGAAUAUUGCCUUCUUUGGAGGAGAUCCCCGUAGAAUUACUGUCUUUGGCUCUGGCAUCGGUGCAUCCUGUGUCAGUCUCCUCACACUGUCUCAUCAUUCUGAGGGGCUUUUCCAGAGGGCCAUCAUCCAAAGUGGCUCCGCUCUAUCUAGCUGGGCUGUGAACUACCAACCAGUGAAGUACACCAGCUUGCUGGCAGACAAAGUGGGCUGUAACGUCCUGGACACUGUGGAUAUGGUGGAUUGUCUUCGACAAAAGAGUGCCAAGGAGCUGGUAGAACAGGACAUUCAGCCAGCCCGCUACCAUGUGGCUUUUGGCCCUGUGAUUGAUGGUGAUGUCAUUCCUGAUGACCCUGAGAUCCUCAUGGAACAGGGAGAGUUCCUCAACUAUGAUAUCAUGCUAGGCGUCAACCAGGGUGAGGGUCUCAAGUUUGUGGAAGGGGUGGUGGACCCCGAGGAUGGUGUCUCUGGCACUGACUUUGACUACUCUGUCUCCAAUUUUGUGGACAAUCUGUAUGGCUAUCCUGAGGGUAAGGACACCCUGCGGGAGACUAUCAAGUUCAUGUAUACGGACUGGGCAGACCGAGACAACCCUGAGACCCGCCGUAAAACACUGGUGGCACUCUUCACUGACCACCAGUGGGUGGAGCCUUCAGUGGUGACAGCUGAUCUACACGCCCGCUAUGGCUCACCUACCUACUUCUACGCCUUCUACCAUCACUGCCAGAGCCUCAUGAAGCCCGCAUGGUCAGAUGCAGCACACGGGGAUGAAGUGCCCUAUGUUUUUGGUGUCCCUAUGGUAGGGCCCACUGACCUUUUCCCCUGCAACUUCUCCAAGAAUGAUGUUAUGCUCAGUGCUGUUGUCAUGACGUAUUGGACCAACUUUGCCAAGACCGGGGAUCCCAACAAGCCGGUACCCCAGGAUACCAAGUUCAUUCACACCAAGGCCAACCGCUUUGAGGAAGUGGCCUGGUCCAAAUACAAUCCCCGGGACCAGCUCUACCUUCACAUCGGGCUGAAACCAAGGGUUCGUGAUCAUUAUCGGGCCACAAAGGUAGCCUUUUGGAAACACCUGGUGCCCCACCUGUACAACCUGCAUGACAUGUUCCACUAUACAUCCACGACCACCAAAGUGCCGCCCCCGGACACCACCCACAGCUCCCACAUCACCCGUAGGCCCAACGGCAAGACCUGGAGCACCAAGCGGCCAGCCAUCUCACCUGCCUACAGCAAUGAGAAUGCCCCUGGGUCCUGGAAUGGGGACCAGGAUGCGGGGCCACUCCUGGUCGAGAACCCUCGAGACUACUCCACUGAAUUAAGUGUCACUAUCGCUGUGGGGGCCUCCCUCCUGUUUCUCAAUGUGUUGGCCUUUGCUGCCCUCUAUUACCGUAAGGACAAACGGCGCCAGGAGCCCCUGAGGCAGCCUAGCCCCCAAAGGGGAACUGGUGCCCCUGAAUUGGGAACUGCUCCGGAGGAGGAGCUGGCAGCAUUGCAGUUGGGUCCCACUCACCAUGAAUGUGAGGCCGGCCCCCCACAUGACACACUGCGCCUCACAGCACUGCCCGACUAUACCCUGACCCUGCGGCGCUCCCCUGAUGACAUCCCACUCAUGACUCCCAACACCAUCACUAUGAUUCCUAAUUCCCUGGUUGGGUUGCAGACCUUGCACCCCUAUAACACCUUUGCCGCAGGGUUCAACAGUACCGGGCUGCCCCACUCACACUCCACUACCCGUGUAUAGCUCUAUCCCGGAGCACAGCCCAUCUCCCAGCUCCCUCCCUCCUAGACCCACAAACACACAUGCACACACAUACACAUAUAUGUACACGCACGCACCCACACCCUACAGCAGACCCAUCUGCAUAAACACAGACAGAUGUGGACAUGCACCCGCAUGUACAAAAACACAAAUCCAGACGUGAACCUGAAUAGGCCCUUCAAAUGGGGACACAUACGAGUCCUUGGUACCAAGGGCCCAUGGAACAGCAGCUGGAACCAGCUCCUUGAGCCCGACCACAGACACUCCUGGGGCCCUGGAAGCCACAACCGGACACCCCCUUGGUGCUUGCCUUCUCGGAACUGCACCUCUACCAACUGCAGACUCGGGAGCUUUAAAGAGCAGGAUAGCUCUUCCUCCCCCAGACUUGGUCUUUUCUCUGGGUCUUGUUUUUGUUGAUUUUUUUUUUAAUUGGAACCAAUGCUUUUCCAGCCCAUUGAGUGCUAAGCACCUCUGGAAGGGAGGGCUCCAAGAUCAGGACUCUCUGGUUCUGGGACUCCCAAUGUUCAUACAAUCAGACCAAGGAGAAGGACCCUCCAAGACAGUGACAGAUGGGCACAAGACUAUGGGGUGAGAGGAGGAAGAGGCUAGCAAUGGAUGGGGCUUGAGGGCCAGCAAGGACAGAGCACCAACUGGCUCUGGACCUCCCAGAGAGGACUGCAGAGCCUACACAGGGUGGCCUGCUUCUGCAAAGGCCAGCAGCAGCAGCCUGACUGGAGGAGCUUAGGCUUGGUGAACUAAGUACUGUGGAGGCCCUGACCUUAUUGGGCCCCGGGGUAUAUAAUCUGGGUUCUGCCUCUGCUCUGCCCUUGGGGACAUGAUAUCAGAAAUUUGCCCCAUUUUCUUUACAGUCUCUUUGUGUCUGUCAUUUCUCUUUCAAAACAACGGUGUUUUUUUUUUCUUUUUCUUUUU